Molecule: messenger RNA, 255 nt
Organism: Nematocida major
Lineage: Eukaryota; Fungi; Microsporidia
Exons: 1
Coding region: 1-255 (84 amino acids)
Source: RefSeq, a predicted model, not a curated record
AUGCUGAUUCUUUGCAGGCUUUCAAGAGCUGUUACAGGCGCGCUUGCCGAGUACGCCGAGUUCCUGGGCGCGAUGUCCGUGCAGGAGGCCCAAAACAUACUAGGCAUUCCGGAAAGCCAGCAGCUUGCAGCCGCCUGCAUCAAAAAGCGCGCCGAGGCGGUGCGGGCAAGCAACAAAAAGGCUCUUCCAUCGGCCGGAUACAUACUGCAGAAGAUAUGCGGAGCAGAAAAGGUUCUGCUCCGAGAGAUUGAAUAG